AUCAGUUUAAUUCAGGCAAGAACUUAACUAACAACGGUCGAAGUAAAAGCGGAGCAGAUUUCCUCUAGCAAAUAAGCGGUGAUAAUCAUAAUCGGUGCAAAUCUCCAGCGAGACACAAAAAGAGAUCCUUACAAGCGUGUAUUUAUGUACGUAUAUAAUCGUAUCGUCACUUUAUGGAUUUUAUGUGGCGAAGGACUAAUUGUUUUUAAAUGUGAAGUAUAAAAGACAAAUGUUAAAUUAGAAUAUAAAAAAGGACAAAUGUUAAAUCAUAAAAAUAUUGAAAGACUUUAAAUAUAUUUAUGUAGAAUAUAUAAAAUUUAAAAACUUUUGUUUUGAGCGUUUGCAGUGUGACAGUGUCACAGUGUUUUACGGCGAACAUUGUGCAAUUAAAAUUUGUUUUUGCAUGUUAAACUAAUAAUUGAAUAAGAUAAGUUAUUACAUAUAUCCUUUGUUGUGUGAUAAUGCCGGCAAGCGGUUUGGAGCGUAAUAUUUCGACCAUCAACACCGAAAAUAACAACCUAACCAAGGACCCACAACACAGCAAUGGCGCUCAGAAGCUGAACCAAAAUGUACGCAGAGAAUGGAAUAUCAAAGCUUCGAAAAUCUCCGCAAGAACACACAACCGCAUACGUGGCAUUGUGGAGUCCUUGAAAAUCAAACCGAAUCCUGACAAGCCAAUGAUACCGCUAUCUAUUGGUGAUCCAACGACGUUCGGCAACCUACGCGCCUCCGAUGAAACCAUGCUGGCCGUACAGCGGUGCAUUGAAGGCGGCAAAUAUAAUGGCUACGCCCACUCACAGGGUCACGAAGAGGCGCGACGGGCCAUCGCAAAAUAUAGUGCACACCAGAGCGCCGAAGAGAUAAAAACGGAGAACAUACUAAUGUGCAGCGGUUGCUCGGCGGCGCUGGAGUACUGCAUACUGGCACUUUGCGACAGUGGACAAAAUUUGCUCGUACCACGCCCUGGAUUCUGUUUAUAUCAAACUUUAGCCGAAGGAUUGGACAUCGAAAUACGUUAUUACGAUUUGUUGCCGGAACGUCAAUGGGAGGCGGAUCUGCGGCAGUUAGAGAGUUUGAUUGACGAGAAAACAGCAGCGCUGCUAAUCAAUAACCCAAGUAAUCCAUGUGGCAGUGUAUUUAAUCAGAAGCAUCUGGAGGACAUAUUGGUCAUUUGUGAACGCAAUUAUUUGCCCAUAAUAGCGGACGAGAUUUACGAGCACUUGGUAUUCCCCGGCUCCAAGUUUAUAGCCAUUAGUAGUCUGUCUAAAAAUGUGCCGGUACUCACAUGCAGUGGCACGACAAAACGUUUUCUGGUACCCGGUUGGCGUAUGGGUUGGGUAAUCGUGCACGAUCGUGCAAACCGUUUGGCUCAAGCUGUGGUUGGCUUGAAGAACAUGUGCGGCCGCAUUUUGGGCUCCAAUAGCAUAGUGCAGGGCGCACUGCCCGAUAUGUUGGAGAAUACACCAAAAAGCUUCUUCGACAGUGUGAUCAAUGUGCUCUCGGCGAAUGCACGUUUGGCUUAUCGCAUUUUGAAGAAGGUACGUGGCCUUAAUCCGAUUAUGCCGGACGGCGCUAUGUACAUGAUGGUGGGCAUCGAUAUCGAACAUUUUCCAGCUUUCAAGUCCGAUACGCAGUUCGUGCAAGAAUUGGUGAAUGAGCAGAGUGUAUUUUGCCUGCCGGGUGCCUGCUUUGAGUGCCCGAAUUUUGUGCGCAUAAUUUUGACAGUUCCUGGUGACAUGAUGAAGGAGGCUUGCAUGCGUAUGGCAGAAUUCUGUGAGGCACAUUAUAAGAGUGAUGAGGCAAUUAUUGAGCAUGGACUCUUAGACUGAAGUUGCAACCAUGGCUUGGAAAAACGAUUGCUUAAGCUGGAAUGUAUUGCUUAAAUAAGUACAAUCUCAUUUUAUCCACAAGAAAGGGUUUUUGGAAAUUGCUGUGCAUAAAGCUCGAUUAACUAUUUAGUGAAAUCGCUGUGAAAAAUAAAUAAAAUUGCAUUUGUACUAGUUUUUUGUAGAUUUAGUUAUUCGCACAAGUAGUCAAAGUCAAAUAUGUGACCUUAAUAAAUCUUUAAAUAAGUAGUUAAUAGGUCUUUCCGUUAAGUUAAAGUAAUCAUAUGUUAUUUCUGCAAUAUAAUUGUUACGAUAUACGUAGAGUUAGUUUUAAAUAAAUAAAUGAUUUUAAUUACCAAAGGGUAAUGUCAAUGCAAA
Bactrocera neohumeralis is the source of this 2204-nucleotide messenger RNA. RefSeq names its product tyrosine aminotransferase (gene Tat). Gene Ontology annotation, molecular function: pyridoxal phosphate binding; L-tyrosine:2-oxoglutarate transaminase activity. Bases 462 to 1829 code for a protein of 455 amino acids. Lineage: Eukaryota; Metazoa; Arthropoda; Insecta; Diptera; Tephritidae. The transcript has 5 exons. Gene Ontology annotation, biological process: aromatic amino acid metabolic process; biosynthetic process. The record is from RefSeq and is a predicted model, not a curated record.